CAAGACAACAACCUUAAAUAUCUGCUUCUUAAUUAGCACUUCUUCUGAACUAGCUAGAUUUAUCAUCCUGGGCAAAUAUUUUUCUCCAAAGAAAUGGGUGAUAGAUUGCGUUUGGCAGUAGGAGUAAUGGGGAAUGUCGCCUCCAUGUUGCUCUAUGCUGCACCAAUGCUUACUUUCUCCCGAGUUAUAAAAAAGAAAAAAACUGGAGGAUUUUCAUGUGUACCUUACGUACUAGCAUUGUUCAAUUGUUGUCUCUAUACGUGGUAUGGUUUACCAGUAGUAAGUUAUAGAUGGGAAAAUUUCCCACUGGUUACUAUUAAUGGAAUAGGGAUUCUUCUGGAGAUCUCAUUUAUUCUAAUCCAUUUCUGGUUUUCUUCGGCUAAAGGAAAGAAGGAAGUUGCAAAAAUGGUGGUGCCUAUUAUUCUAAUAUGCUUGGCAAUAGGGAUUAUAUCGGCUUUUGUAUUUCAUGAUCACCGUCGUCGCAAGGUUUUUGUAGGCAGCGUUGGACUCGUAGCCUCAGUGGCUAUGUAUGCUUCCCCUCUAGUUGUUGUGAGACAAGUGAUAAAGACAAAGAGCGUGGAGUUUAUGCCAUUUUACUUGUCAUUUUUCUCCUUUCUUGCUAGUGGUCUUUGGAUGGCCUAUGGAUUACUCAGCCAUGAUCUCUUUCUAGCGUCUCCAAAUCUGGUGGGAACACCCCUGUGCAUCCUGCAACUUAUACUGUAUUGCAAGUACCGAAAGAACCCCAUAAAUGAAUUAGCACCACAGAAAUGGCUGGAUCUGGAAUUUAACAAUGAGAAACUCAAUCAAGAAUUCCAGUUAGAUGAGAAGAAGGAACCAGUCCUAGUUGUCACUGAGAAUAUCAACACCAAGAUUUAAAGAAAUUUUCGUAUUCUAUUAAGGUAAUACCUUGCUCAAAUCAUGGAGUAGCACUCACCAACCAAGAAUCAGGAAGCGGACCAAGAAAUACAAAAUGGUGACCCAUAUCAUAUACUACAUUGUUUUGACUGUGUGUAAUCCUUUAAUAACUUCUCUUGAGGAAUUGGAAGAAUUUACUUUGUGCCUGAA
Molecule: messenger RNA, 1065 nt
Organism: Lycium barbarum (goji berry)
Lineage: Eukaryota; Viridiplantae; Streptophyta; Magnoliopsida; Solanales; Solanaceae
Product: bidirectional sugar transporter SWEET3
Exons: 7
Coding region: 94-876 (260 amino acids)
Biological process (GO): carbohydrate transport
Cellular component (GO): membrane
Molecular function (GO): sugar transmembrane transporter activity
Source: RefSeq, a predicted model, not a curated record